AUGACGGAGUUUUGUGCAAUAUCGAGAAGACGCGAUAUUGAAAGCCAAAUAGCAAAAGACCAGGAGAAGAUCGAUGCGAUACGAAAUUGCAUGUUGAGCUCGAGGGAAAUGACAACUCAAAUGUCCGGAAUUCUCGAGAGCUUCGGAUCGCGACUUGAAAAGCUUGAAAAAGCAGUGAUUCCUGUUCAUCGGCAAACGAAAGAUCUCCAGCGCCUUCAAGAAAAUCUCGGGAAAGUGAUGAAUUCGAUUGAAAACGUCAUUGGCUACCACAAUGUCGUCAAGCGAAAUCAAGCGAUCAUCAAUACAGAUCCUUCCGAACACGUGGUUCGCUACACAACUGCAAUGACGGAUUUACUCGAAGCCGAGGAGUUUUUCAAAAAAUCAUCUCCAGACUCGCCGGAGCUCCGAAAGGUCUCAUCGCUCGUCGAAACCGGGCGGAAAAAACUGCUCGUGUAUUACGAAGCUUUGUUGAAAUCGAGCGCGACAUGCGAGGAUCCGAAAUUUCUUCUUACAGCUCUUUCUUCUGGACUCUCCCUGAUUGAUAACAACGAGGAGUCAGAGAAGACGAUGGAUGAGCUGAAGAAAAUGAGCGAGUGGAUUUUUGAGCGAUUCGGCUCCAUCAGCGAAUUUUCGGACACUUACGCACGAACAAGAGAACAAAUCUUCGCCCAGAACAUUUCCGCCGUCAAAGAAGCUGCCCAAAGCUCAGUUUCAAAAGAAACCCCGGCCAAGAAAAACUUCACCAUUCGCAGAGCAACAAAAGCGCGCAAGUCCAUCGGGAAGUCCAAAUUCUCGAGGACUUUAUCGAUGCGAUCGACGCUCAACAAGUCCUUCAGCGUUUCCGAAAUGGGAUCGUCUCCGAAUCCCAAGAAAUCAGCGCCCGUGGACCUGAAUGUCUACUCGACUUCCAUCGCCUUUCAAGCGUUUGUUCGCCUCGCAGAUCGGGAAGUAAAAGUUGCACAGGAAGUCCUUCCCGAAAAUACAGUCGGAGACGUGCUCGAUAAAAUCAUCUCAAACUCUGUUUUUCAACUGAAUCUAACAGCCGACAAGCUUCUCGCAGAGCUAAAUCGAUGCGACAACGAAGAAUUCGGCGCUUUUAUCGAACUCUGUCCUUUGCUUCAAGUUCUUCAGAAAAUCCAGUCCCAAGCUACAAGUGCUCUUCAAUUUGCUUCAGACGAAAAUCGCCGAUUUAUUCCCCAAGUUCUCCGGAACAUGGAGUCCGCUGCUGCUGAUGUUCUCCAGCGUUAUCAAGAAAUGGUUCAGCAAGAUAAACCGAAAAACAACUUGCCUGACGAUGCGACGGUGCAUAAUCUGAUUUCAGAUGCAUUAUAUUUUUUGAACUCGCUGGAAGAGUACAGUGAGCUUGUCAAUCAAAUCUUUACGCAUACAGGAAAACGACAAGGUGGAUUUUCGGACUACAUGGUUGGAAUCAUCGGUGCCAUUGCCCUAGCCACGCAAACGAAAAGCUUCCAGUACCCGGACGAGACGAGAAAGAAACUAUUUUUCUUGAACAAUCAGCAUUACAUUUGCAAAAAGCUCACUUCAUCGAAGCUUUCAAAACACAUCGAGUCUACUCAUGAUGAUUUCGUCAACAAUCAAUUGGCAGUUGAAGAGGAAAAACGACGGGACGAGUUUUUAGACCUUUGGGUUGAAAUAAAGCGCAAAAUCGACCUGUCAGAGAUAAAAAUGAGCACGAGUAAAGUUUCUGGAGGCGAGAAACAGAAACUAAAGGAGCUUUUCCGGGACUUCAAUUCGAAAUUCACCGAGCUCAGCAGCACCUGUAAGACUCUCACGGUUCCCGAUGAAGCUUUACGGAACGAUCUAAAGGACGAAAUCAGUCGACUACUUACAUCGAGUUACACGGAACUCUGGGAAGCUGGGCAGAAGAAAAGCGAUUUCACCUCAAAGCCAACUAAAUAUUUCGUCUUUACGCCUGCCCAAGUUCAAGAGGAAAUCAGCGCUCUUUUCGAUCCCUCAAAUUAG
Messenger RNA from Oikopleura dioica, 1983 nucleotides. The record is from the annotation of a GenBank genome assembly. NCBI's taxonomy places the organism in Eukaryota, Metazoa, Chordata, Appendicularia, Copelata, Oikopleuridae.